Ananas comosus (pineapple) is the source of this 658-nucleotide messenger RNA. RefSeq lists its product as uncharacterized. The transcript is spliced from 2 exons. NCBI's taxonomy places the organism in Eukaryota, Viridiplantae, Streptophyta, Magnoliopsida, Poales, Bromeliaceae. The record is from RefSeq and is a predicted model, not a curated record. Bases 4 to 504 code for a protein of 166 amino acids.
UUAAUGAAUAAACUAUCUUCCAUGAAGUACUCCGGAAAUGGCUCGAUUCGCGAGCAUAUUAUGGAAAUGCGAGAUAUUGCAGCGCAACUCACCGCACUUGAAGUAACCAUCUCUGAUUCAUUCUUAGUACACUUUAUUUUGAACUCUUUGCCAUCUGAAUACGUACAAUUUCAGAUCUCUUAUAAUACACAUAGAGAUAAAUGGUCAAUUAAUGAAUUGCUGACCAUGUGUGUGCAAGAGGAAGGGAGAUUAAUACAAGAGAAACAAAAUGCAGUCAACUUUAUUUCUCAAAAGAGACAAAUAAAGCGUGUUAAGAAUGGUAAGGGCAAGAAUGACUCAGAAAGAAAGAACAAGGAAGCUCCAUCUGAUUCACAAGGCCAAUCAAGUAAUUGGACUCCCAAGUGCUUCUUUUGUAAGAAAAAUGGUGAUAUAAAGAAGGACUGCCAAAAGUAUCAGAAAUGGCUCCAGAAUAUGGGGAUUUCAGAAUCGGAGAAAACCCAGUAAAGAUGAAGCGACUAUCUAUACAGCUGAAGGAAAUCCAACUAAAGUAGAAUUUGUAGGAACAUUUAGAUUAGUUCUUUCUACUGGUCAUAUUUUUGAUUUAGUUGAUACAUUUUAUGUUCCAAAUUUUUCUAAGAAUUUAAUUUCUAUUUCGAAA